This is a messenger RNA of Urocitellus parryii (Arctic ground squirrel), 1458 nucleotides long. RefSeq names its product interferon regulatory factor 4 (gene Irf4). The record is from RefSeq and is a predicted model, not a curated record. Gene Ontology annotation, molecular function: protein binding; RNA polymerase II cis-regulatory region sequence-specific DNA binding; DNA-binding transcription factor activity, RNA polymerase II-specific. Gene Ontology annotation, cellular component: nucleus. NCBI's taxonomy places the organism in Eukaryota, Metazoa, Chordata, Mammalia, Rodentia, Sciuridae. Gene Ontology annotation, biological process: regulation of transcription by RNA polymerase II; immune system process.
CCCUCAGCUCCUAGUACCGGGAGAGCGUGGAGCCAGUACGAGAGGCGAAUUCUGGGUGAGCUCCAGGGCGGUGGUCGGCAAACUGGGUAUGAACCUAGAGGGCGGCGGCCGAGGUGGAGAGUUCGGCAUGAGUGCGGUGAGCUGCGGCAACGGGAAACUCCGCCAGUGGCUGAUUGACCAAAUCGACAGCGGCAAGUACCCGGGGCUUGUGUGGGAGAACGAAGAGAAGAGCAUCUUCCGUAUCCCGUGGAAGCACGCGGGCAAGCAGGACUAUAACCGCGAGGAGGACGCCGCCCUCUUCAAGGCUUGGGCUCUAUUUAAAGGAAAGUUCCGAGAAGGCAUUGAUAAACCAGACCCUCCUACCUGGAAGACACGUUUGCGAUGCGCUUUGAACAAGAGCAAUGACUUUGAGGAAUUGGUUGAGAGGAGCCAGCUGGAUAUCUCUGACCCAUACAAAGUGUACAGGAUUGUUCCUGAGGGAGCCAAAAAAGGAGCAAAGCAGCUCACCCUGGAGGACCCACAGAUGACCAUGAGCCACCCCUACCCCAUGACGGCACCUUAUACCCCACUCCCGGCCCAGCAGGUUCAUAACUACAUGAUGCCACCCCAUGAUCGAAGCUGGAGGGAUUAUGUCCCCGAUCAGCCUCACCCAGAAAUCCCGUAUCAGUGUCCAAUGACGUUUGGUCCCCGUAGCCAUCACUGGCAAGGCCCAGCUUGUGAAAAUGGUUGCCAGGUGACAGGAACCUUUUAUGCUUGUGCCCCACCUGAGUCCCAGGCUCCUGGAAUCCCCAUAGAGCCAAGCAUAAGGUCUGCUGAAGCCUUGGCGCUCUCAGACUGUCGACUGCAUAUCUGCCUGUACUACCGGGAAAUCCUGGUAAAGGAGCUGACCACCUCUAGCCCUGAAGGCUGCAGGAUCUCCCACGGACACACCUACGAUGCCAGCAACCUGGACCAGGUCCUAUUCCCCUACCCAGAGGACAAUGGGCAGAGGAAGAACAUUGAGAAGCUGCUGAGCCACCUGGAGAGGGGUGUGGUCCUCUGGAUGGCUCCAGAUGGACUUUAUGCCAAAAGACUAUGCCAGAGCAGGAUCUACUGGGACGGGCCCCUGGCACUGUGCAGCGACCGGCCCAACAAACUGGAGAGAGAUCAGACCUGCAAGCUCUUUGACACGCAGCAGUUUCUGUCAGAGCUGCAAGCCUUCGCGCACCAUGGCCGUCCCCUGCCAAGAUUCCAAGUGACCCUGUGCUUCGGGGAGGAGUUUCCAGACCCUCAGAGGCAAAGGAAGCUCAUCACAGCCCACGUGGAACCUCUGCUAGCCAGACAACUAUAUUAUUUUGCUCAACARAACAGUGGACAUUUCCUAAGGGGCUAUGAUUUACCAGAACACAUUAGCAGUCCAGAGGAUUACCACAGAUCUAUCCGCCAUUCCUCCAUCCAGGAGUGAAAAAACUGUCAAAA